AUGGCGACCAAGACACGCGAAAUGGCGGACUCCAUGCACUAUGAGUCACGACAACUUCGGGACGCACUCGCUGCAAGUAACGCGCGGCUCAAGUCCGCGCGGUCCGGGCGGGUGCCCGCGGACCUGCAGCCACAAGUCGGCGCUAUGAUGCUCCAAGAGUGGGAGGGACUCUCGGGCACCGGUCACCUCGACCAGGGUGACACGAUGGCUAGCGGCAACCCGCUGUACGAGCAGAUGCGCUCCGCACUGCUCGCGUUUGAGCGGGAGGCGGGGACACUGCGCGACGCGGAGCAGCGGGACAUGCGGAUCACCGCGGCCUACAAGUGGUUCUCCAGACACAAACCGCAGGGUCCCGAGGCCGACCCCAUCACCGCUGCCGUACUGGCGUCAUCACUCGCAGUGGAGGCGAAUGCGGCACCGCCGCAGCCCGACAUGCUCCCCCCCGGGACACCUGCACUCGCACAUCAACAUCAACAACUAGGGGGAGCAGCACAGCCGCCGACGCCGACGCAAUGUCACAAUGUCGGACUCGCGGGGCCGACGACAGCGGGAAACGGACUAGCGAACGCGGCGGCAAUGCCCGGGCCGUACGGCAAGCAUUACUUUUUCGACGUGUAUUCUCGGGCGUCAGUCGCCGCCAGCGGUGGAAGCGCUCCCGGCACGUCGGCGGGAAAGCCGGCACCCAGCGGCGGCGGAGGCGGCGGCGGCGCCGGGUCAGGGGUUUUGCGGCCGGCAUCGGCCCGUGGUCCCAGUCCUGGGUCCCGAAGCGCAGGUCGUACAGAGGAGCCGCCGUCGCUAUCCGUAGACCACCCGCUGGGGAUGUACCCGGCCGUUGGAACAGCGGCGGCGGUGCGGAGCAGCGGCGGCGCCACGGCGGCGGCGGCGACUGUGAAAGCGGCUGGGGGUAGUGCCGCCGCAGCCGGCGGCGGCGGCGGCCCGGGACGCGCACGAUUUGCCUCGACGGAAAUGUAUGCACCGGCUAAGCUUGUACGGCCGCAAGAGUUGGACGAGCUGGAUCAUCGGGCCGUGCAAGUCGCGGCGGCGGCGGCCGCAGCGACUGAAGAGGAGGAGGUGCGGUCCUUACGGAACAAAUGGUCGGCCAUGGAGUCGAAGACAAAUAAAUCGGUGGCGGAUGUACAGACCAAGGUGGCGGAAUGGACAUUACAACGGGCCCGGCUUGAGGAGGAGAUUGUACGGCGGCAAGAAGCCGGUCGCAUAGCCCCGCUGAACGGCAACCUGGGGAGCCGGGGGAGCCCGGGGGGCGCGGCGGCGCCGCCAUGGCAGGUCAACGCGCUCCGUCGCUCGGAGUACGACGACGGCCCGCUAGGCCCCGGCAGCCUCUCCCCCUACGCCAACGCCAAUGCGGACCUUGCCGCCGCCACCGCCGCCGCCGCCACGUCAGGGCCAGGUGCCAUGUCCUUCAUGGGCCCUACGGGGGGCGGGCUCCACAGCGCCGCCGCCGCCUCGCUCGGGGCCAGCAUGCGCCAGCGUCACGCUGACGUGGCCAGGUACGACACGGGGAGAUCCGAGCUGUUGCAUCGGUUGAUCAGCCUGGGUGUAGCGGUCAAAGGUGACGCGUUGGACCGGGCGUUGCGACCGUUGGAGGACCGGCCCUUCCUGGACUGCAUUGCGCGACUUCCGAAGCCGGGCGAUCACCUGCCGAGCCGUCCCGGUUCCGUACGUUUGCCGGCGGCGAAGAAAAAGAGGAGCAAGAGCGCGGGGAGGAAACGGCCCACAAGCGGGACACGGUAG
This is a messenger RNA of Volvox carteri f. nagariensis, 1752 nucleotides long. RefSeq lists its product as uncharacterized. The coding region runs from base 1 to 1752 and encodes 583 amino acids. NCBI's taxonomy places the organism in Eukaryota, Viridiplantae, Chlorophyta, Chlorophyceae, Chlamydomonadales, Volvocaceae. The transcript is spliced from 6 exons. The record is from RefSeq and is a predicted model, not a curated record.